This is a messenger RNA of Dibothriocephalus latus, 714 nucleotides long. The record is from the annotation of a GenBank genome assembly. NCBI's taxonomy places the organism in Eukaryota, Metazoa, Platyhelminthes, Cestoda, Diphyllobothriidea, Diphyllobothriidae.
AUGGAGUCCUGCAAUCAGGGGACCUUCGGCAAAGACUGUGCCCUUCAAUGUCAUUGUCGAGACAAUAGCUGCUUCAACGACGUGAAAAGCGAGGGUUGCCAGUCAGGCACUUGCAGUCCUGGCUAUACCGGUUUUCCGGGCUGUCAAACAAUCUGUCCCCAGGGUACUUUCGGCGUGGAUUGUGAGGGCCGAUGCCAUUGUACUCCCGUUAAUCGCUGUCUGCACACCAACGGCAAUUGUGAACCCCCCUAUCGAUGCGUGCCUGAACGCACCGGUCCCAAUUGUCAAAUUGUGCGUCCCAGACUUAUCGAUCCUCCUACCGUAAAAAUAAAUUGCACCAAAUUCAUUGUUUCGUGGCGUGGGUUAAAGGAAAAGGGAAAUAGUGAAAUGCCUGAUAUCCGUCAAUAUAGAAUUGAAACUCGUGAGGCUCACUCGGAUGCAUUCAUGGAGGCACGCACUGUCGAUAGUCACACAAAUGCUUCCGACUACAGUGAAUCUUUUGAUGACCGUCAACCGGACAGUAUGAUCACAUUUCGCAUUGUGCCGGUCUUCUUUGUGGACACAGGAAGUGGUGAUGGUUACCUUGAAGAUGGCAUUCCCAGUCCGCCGUCUGAAGAAGUGGAUAUUUCUGCCGACGGUACGUACUUGGACGUUCUUUCGUACAUUAUCCAGACUUUUCGAUUGUUUCUUCCUAUUACGAUAACUUUUUGUUGA